GUUUUGUUCACAAGUCAUACAAAAGAACAUUGAUUUUGUAUAGAGUUGUGAAAACUUCAUUGCGUUUGCAAUCUUUCAGUUUAAUAGUUAAAGUAAUGUAAUAUUGUUAACAUUUAAUGUGUUUAAUAAAAUUUAAGUUAAUUAUCCGAUAAUAAGUUACACCAGAAGAAUGCUAUUUACAAGACUAUCGACACGAUUGCUGACCAGUGGAGGGGCGGGUCCGGUGGCCAUACGGCGAGGGCUCAGCGAAAUCACAUACAAGGGACAGAACUUGCCGUUUGAUAUCACAAACCAUCGCCUGUUGGCCAUCAAGUUUACCAUCUUCUUUGGCGUCCCGUUUGCCGUACCAUUCAUUUUGGUCAGGUAUCAGCUGAAGAAGGCGGCCGGACAUUAUCCUUGAAACUGAUCCGCCGAAGAUUGAUCAUUGAUUGACCAUUAAGUCUGCCGUAUAUUACUCUCUAGUAUUAGAAAACCGUUUAUAAUAAAUAUGAAUUUUAUUUACUAUAUA
This is a messenger RNA of Medioppia subpectinata, 508 nucleotides long. NCBI's taxonomy places the organism in Eukaryota, Metazoa, Arthropoda, Arachnida, Sarcoptiformes, Oppiidae. The record is from the annotation of a GenBank genome assembly.